Molecule: messenger RNA, 2022 nt
Organism: Dicentrarchus labrax (European seabass)
Lineage: Eukaryota; Metazoa; Chordata; Actinopteri; Moronidae
Product: major histocompatibility complex class I-related gene protein-like
Exons: 7
Coding region: 85-1155 (356 amino acids)
Biological process (GO): immune response
Cellular component (GO): external side of plasma membrane
Source: RefSeq, a predicted model, not a curated record
UUCAGCACUCUGUGGCUCACAUUACAGUAGAAACCACAGCGGACCCAGCUCACUCUUUACCCACAAGUCUUAACCAAAAACACAAUGAAAAACGUCUUUUUGUUGCUGCUCUUGUGUCACGUUUCAUCAGCAGUGAAACACUCCCUGAAGUUUAUCUUCACUGCAUCUGCUGGAGUCCCAGACUUCCCAGAGUUUGUGGUUGUUCUAGAGGUUAAUGAGAUUCUGGCCGGUUACUGCGACAGCAACAAAAAGAGACCAGAACCACAACAGGACUGGUUGAAAAAAUUAUUUGAAGAUGAUCCUCAGCACUUGCAGUGGUACACUACAAAGUGUUCAGAUCAUGAGCCGCACUUCUUUAAAACCACACUUGAUAAUUUAAAGCAGCGCUUCAACCAAAGUGGAGGUGCCCAUGUUUUACAGAGGAUGAGUGGAUGUGAGUGGGAUGAUGAGACUGGAGAGGUUAAUGGUUUUAAUCAGUAUGGUUAUGAUGGAGAAGACUUCAUAUCUUUUGACCUGAAGACAUUGACAUGGAUCGCUCCGAAACCUCAGGCUGUCACCACCAAAUUGAGAUGGGAUAUUGACAAAGCUAGAAUAAAAUACAAUAAGAUUUACCUCACUGAGCUUUUCCCUGGGUUCCUGAAGAAGUAUUUGGUCUUUGGCAACAACUCUCUGCAGAGAAAAGACCUUCCCUCAGUGUCUCUCCUCCAGAAGACUUCCUCCUCUCCAGUCAGCUGCCACGCUACAGGUUUCUACCCUGACAGUGCCACACUCAUCUGGAGGAAAGAUGGAGAGGAGCUUCAUGAGGACGUGGACCACGGAGAGAUCCUCCCCAACCACGAUGGAUCCUUCCAGAUGAGUGUUGACCUGAACCUUUCAUCAGUCACACCUGAAGACUGGAGGAGGUACGACUGUGUGUUUCAGCUCUCUGGUGUGAAGAACGACAUCGUCACCAAACUGGACAAAGCAGAGAUCAGAACCAACUGGGAGAAGUCCAGUGACAUGACCGUGCCCAUCACUGCUGCAGCAGUUGUUCUUGUACUCAUCUUCAUCACUGCAGUUGGACUCAUGGCUUACAAAAAGAAGAAAGCCAAAUGCCCUCCAUCUCCUCCUGACGACGGAUCGGAGCUCUCUGAGAAACUGAAUCCAGAGACCUGAUUGUGAAACGCACUCAAUGAAGUUCCUCCAUAUAACACGUGUCACUUUAUUUAGCUUUACAGAACUUAGACUGACUAAAACGAGCCUUCCUGUCACAAAGUCUUGUAGUAGUUCUGUGGUAAUGGUUGUAUAUGUAAAUGUUAAAUGCAUUGGUAAGACUAGUGUAAAUAGAUAGACAGUGAUGGUGGUUGGACUGCUGAGCGGGCCAUUGCAUUCACAUGAAGUUGCAGUUUAGCCUGAGCAGACACAAUGUAGAUAUAAAGCCAUGUCAUACAGCAAAGUAUCUGCUGUUUGUCAAAAUCAAAUGUGUAUAUCUUUCUUAUUGUGCUGAUGUUUAACUUAACAAUACAUAUAUUUUUUUAGCCCACAUCUGUGAAUAUGGUUGCAGUGAUAUAAAUAUUAUCUGAGCAUUCAGUAUUCUCACAGAGGAGUUGGAGAGGGUUAGCGUGGCUUAUCUUUACUUUACAUGUAACAAUACACAUCAGGUACAGUAUGGUCAUACAGUGUGUUUGUUCAAAAUCUGAGCUUACUUUUAAAUGAAGAAUUAUAUUUACAUUUGAUUUCUAUUUUAACUGGCAUAUUAUGUAUUGAUAUAUAUUUAAUUUAAAGACACAUUAGGCCAAACAAUGCUGUACAACUUCCUUUAAUCUGUGGAACAAUUUACACAUUUAUUUUGUUUGUUUUCUUUUGUUUGAUUAUAUAUAUAUAUAUAACUAUAACAACAUAGUACAUAUGCCUAUUCCGUUAAGCUUGUUAUGCUGUUAAUUUAUGCUUAGUCUUUGUUUGUACAUUGAGGGCAACGUAAAACCAGAGUCAAAUUCCUUGUAUGUGUGCAGAUACCUGACCAAUAAAAGUCUAACACUUCUU